Molecule: messenger RNA, 3348 nt
Organism: Solanum tuberosum (potato)
Lineage: Eukaryota; Viridiplantae; Streptophyta; Magnoliopsida; Solanales; Solanaceae
Product: myosin-7-like
Exons: 27
Coding region: 1-3348 (1115 amino acids)
Biological process (GO): actin filament organization
Cellular component (GO): cytoplasm; actin cytoskeleton; membrane
Molecular function (GO): ATP binding; actin filament binding; microfilament motor activity
Source: RefSeq, a predicted model, not a curated record
AUGUUCCCAAGAUCAACACAUGAGACCUUCGCUGAGAAGCUAUAUCAGACUUUUAAAGAUCAUAAGCGGUUCAGCAAGCCAAAGUUGUCUCGGACGGAUUUUACUGUUUGCCACUACGCUGGUGAUGUCACGUACCAAACUGAGUUCUUUUUGGAUAAGAACAAGGAUUAUGUAGUUCCAGAGCACCAAGCAACACUUAUUGCUUCAAAGUGCCCCUUUGUUUCUGGCUUGUUUCCACCUUUACCUGAAGAUUCUUCUAAACAUACCAAGUUCUCCUCUAUUGGUGCUCGAUUUAAACAACAAUUGCAAUCAUUGCUUGAGACACUUAAUGCCACAGAGCCUCAUUAUGUUCGUUGCGUGAAGCCAAAUAAUCUUUUGAAGCCAGAAAUUUUUGAGAAUCAAAAUGUACUCCAGCAGCUUCGUUGUGGGGGAGUUCUGGAGGCUAUUCGGAUCAGUUGUGCUGGCUUUCCUACUCGAAAACCAUUUGAUGAAUUCUUAAGUCGGUUUAAGGUCCUUGCUCCUGAAGUUUUAAAUGGAAGAAUUGACGAGGUUGAUGCUUGCGGAAGACUUUUAGAGAAAUCUGGCCUUGAAGGUUAUCAGGUUGGUAAAACAAAAGUGUUUCUUAGAGCUGGUCAAAUGGCAGAAUUAGACACUCGCCGAAAUGAGGUCCUUGGCAGGUCAGCUAUCAUAAUCCAGGGAAAAGUUCGCUCAUACUACGCUCGAAAAAAGUUUUUGUUGUUACGAGUUUCAGCAAUCCAAGUCCAAGCUGUUUGUAGGGGCCAGACCGAACGGGCUCUCUAUGAGUGCAUGAGGAGGGAAGCUGCCUGUCUGAGGAUCCAAAAAGAUGCACGCAAGUACAUUGCAAGGAGAUCUUAUGGAUUGCUGUGUGUUUCAGCUGUUUCCAUUCAAGCAGGACUGCGGGGCAUGGCUUCUCGAAAUGAGCUUCAAUUCAGAAAGCGAAAAAAAGCAGCUAUCUUUAUCCAGAGUGAUUGGCGGAGAUGUGUGAAACGGCGGCAUUAUAGGAGGAUGAAGAAAGCAGCAGUUGUGUUACAAUGUGCCUGGAGAGCUAAAUUCGCCCGUAAAGAACUACGGAAGCUAAAGAUGGCAGCUAAAGAAACUGGAGCUCUCCAAGAUGCCAAAAGCAAGCUGGAAAAGGAAGUUGAAGAGCUGACACAGAGACUACAGGUGGAGAAGCGCAUGAGGGACAAGCUUGAGGAAGCUAAAACCCAGGAAACAAUGAAAUUACAGUCUGCAUUGGAAGAGAUGAGGCUUCAGCUUCAAGAAACUAAAGAGCUGCUCAAGAAGGAACGUGAGGCUGGAACAAAGGUCGUGGAGCAAGGAUCCGUUAUACAAGAGGCCCAGGUUAUAGAUCAGGGGGUGGUCACGGAGGAACGUGCGACUUCCACAAAGAUCGUGGAACAUGGAUCUGUUGUACAAGAGGUCCAGGUUAUAGAUCAGGUUCAGGUCAACAAGCUUACAGCUGAAACUGAGCAGCUUAAGGUUCUUGUUAACUCAUUGGAAAAGGAAAUUGAUGAAAAAGAGAAAAAAUAUGAGGAGACAGUCAGAGUAAGUAAUGAGCGACUGAAGCAAGUUCUGGAGGCCGAGUCUAAGAUAAGUCAGUUGAAGGAUGCCAUGCAAAGUUCGAAAGAGCUGCUAAUGAAGGAUCCUGAGGCUGCCACAAAGUUGUUGGAAGAAGUAGAGUCCCAGGUUGCAGAUCAGGAGGUAUCGGGCAAGAUUACCGCUGAAAAUGAGCAGCUCAAGGUUCUUGUUAACUCAUUGGAAAAGAAGAUUGAUGAAACAGAGAAAAAAUAUGAGGAAACAAGCAAAAUAAGUGAGGAGCGAUUGAAGCAAGCUCUGGAUGCAGAGGCUAAGAUAAUUGAGUUGAAGCUUAACAUGCAAAGGCUUGAAGAGAAACUUUCCGAUAUAGAAGACCAGCAGAUUCUUCGACAGCAAGCGCUAAAUUUACCAACUGGAAGAACUUCAAGUCGUUUUGCACCUUCUGAAAACGGUCAUCAUGAACCACUGGCUGCAGUACCAUCAAGAAGGUUUGGUACAGAUUCAAUGAGGAGAUCCAAUGCUGGAGCAACAAAAUGGUUUGGUACAGAGUCUAUGAGGAGAUCCAUGGCUGAUAGGCAGCGGGAGAGUGUGGAUAUUCUUAUCAAAUGUGUCAGUCAAGAUCUAGGGUUCAGUGAAGGGAAACCAGUGGCAGCAUUUACCAUAUACAAAUGCCUACUUAAUUGGAAUUCCUUUGAAGCAGAAAAAACUAACGUGUUCGAUCGUCUUAUUCAGAUGAUUGGUUCUGCGAUAGAGGAUGAGACAAACAAUAAUCACAUGGCUUAUUGGCUGUCCAACAGUGCAACUUUGUUGUUUUUACUUCAGCAUACACUGAAAACUACUGAUUCAGCUCCAAGUAGACCGCCCCAACCAACAUCAUUUUUUGGUAGAAUGGCACAGAGUUUCCGGUCUUCAUCUGUCAACCUUGCAAUUGGUGGUCUCGACACUGUACGUCAGGUUGAGGCAAAGCAGCCAGCUUUACUUUUUAAGCUACAGCUCAGUGCUUAUGUCGAAAAGAUUUAUGGAAUUGUUCGAGAUAACUGGAAAAGGGACCUGUUUUCACUGUUGACUUCAUGUAUCCAGGCAUCUCAAGCAUCAAAAGGCGCCUCCUUGCAAUCACCACGGAAGUCCGUUGAUGGUUCUUCUCCACCCACUCCGUGGGAUGGCGUAAUUGAGAGCCUAAAUGGGCUUCUCAGUAUACUGAAAGAAAAUUAUGUUCAUCCAGUUUUCGUCCAGAGAAUUCUGAACCAGAUAUUCUCUUACAUAAAUGUUCAGCUGUUCAAUAGCCUUCUCCUUCAAAGAGAGUGUUGUACAUUCAGCAACGGGGAGUAUGUAAAAGCUGGAUUGCAAGAAAUAGAACUUUGGUGCGGCAAUAUGAAAGAAGAGUACGUUGGUUCUUCGUUGGAUGAAUUAAAGCAUGCAAGGCAGGCAGUUGGAUUUUUGGUUAUUAAUCAGAAGUCAAGACUUACAUCUGAAGAUCUAACAACUGAUCUCUGUCCCAUUCUGAGUAGUCAACAGUUGUAUCGGAUAUGUACACUUUACUGGGAUGAAGAUUUUAAUACUCAAGGUGUAUCCCCAGAGGUCAUUUCCAGUUUUAAGGAUCAAGAAAUAGAAGACGCAAAGGAUGCUGAUAAUGCAAAUGAUGCAGAUAACAACUUUAUAUUGGAUGAUAAUUCCAGCAUUCCAAUCUCUGUUGAGGAGAUUAACAGUUCCCUCAAGGACGUUGAUUUUACCGGUGUAAAACCUGCAAAUGAACUGCUUGAAAAUGCAGCCUUCCAAUUUUUACGCGAAUAA